This is a messenger RNA of Thrips palmi, 2936 nucleotides long. RefSeq names its product putative cyclin-dependent serine/threonine-protein kinase DDB_G0272797/DDB_G0274007. NCBI's taxonomy places the organism in Eukaryota, Metazoa, Arthropoda, Insecta, Thysanoptera, Thripidae. The transcript has 3 exons. The record is from RefSeq and is a predicted model, not a curated record. The coding region runs from base 307 to 1623 and encodes 438 amino acids.
CCACCAGCGCGUCGCGUCGCGCCUCUUGGAUUAGCCGUGCCAGUACGCCGUGCCCUGGCAGUGCGCCGUGCCACGACGACAGUGCCACGCCGCGGGAGUGAUUUUGGUUUCGUGUUGCGUCCAGCCUCAGGACGCCUUCCUUAGUCGCCGCCGAACCAGCACGUUGUCGCCGCCACGGGCGCCCAGGGCGCCGUCGUAGUGACGUCGCCGGGCAGCACGGCGGCGGGGCAGGGACAGGCGGGGCGCAGCGCCUGGCACCAUCUCGCCGGCGUCGUCCCGUCCGUGCCCUGGCUCCUGCAGCGAGACAUGCAUGAGCUGCCCAGGCUGCACCCUCAUACCGCGCCCCAGCAGCCCCAGCCGACGCACCCACACCAGCCGCCGCCGCCGCCGCAGCACCAGCCGCCGCCGCCGCCACAUCCUCAGGCCGCGCCGCCGCCGCCGCAUCCGCAGCAACUGCACCGCGAGCACGACAACACCAUCAGGCUCCCCGAGCCGCAGCAGCAGCAGCCUCCACCGCCGCAGCACCACCAGCAGCCACCGCAGUCCGCGCCGCCGACGCAGCAGCAGCAGCAGCAACAACAGCAGCAGCAGCAGCAGCAGCAGCAACGCAUCACCCUAGGCGCAGUCGGCACUUCCCCGUCGGGCCGGCCGUGGUCGCUUUCGGAGGAGCAGAAGCAGCGCAAGCGCGACCGGGAGAAGCUCCGCCGCGAGCUCAACCAGCACACGCUGUCGGACGAACAGAAGCAACGCAAACGCGACCGGGAGAAGCUGCGCCGGGCCUUGGGCCUGGUCCCGGCCCUCACCGAAGAGCAGAAACGGCGCAAGAGUGAGCGAGAGAAGCAGCGCCGGGCUAUGCUCAAGGAGACGGGCCAGCUCCCGGUCCGUGUUCGUGGCAAGAAAGCACAGUUACUACGAGACCAAGCACAAGAACUACAGCAGCAGCAGCUGACCCAGCUGCAGCAGCAGCACGACAUGCAGCAGCAGCAGCUAGCCCAGCAGCAGCAGCAGGAGCGCAUCGCCCUGCUCGAGUCGCAGCACCAGACGGCCUACCAGCACCACCACCACCUCCUGCUGCUCCACCACCACCACCUGCACCCGGGGCACCACCACCUGCACCCCGGACACCCACUCCACACUUCAUCAGGUUCCUCGGUUCACCCGGGGGGCCUGCUCCCCGAGGGAACCGCCCUGCCGCCCUCGGGGGACCCGACGCACCUGGGCAAGGGCAACAGUGAUCCACUCAAGACGACGCCGCCGCCGAAGCGGUCGCGGCUCUCGGAAGAGCAGAAGGCUCGCAAGCGGGAGCGGGAGCGCGAGCGCCGCGCCAUGAUGGGCCAGUGGCGCGUGGUGACCGACGAGCAGCGUGCGCGCAAGCGCGAGCGCGAGCGCCAGCGGCGCCUCAUGAAGCUGUGCACGCUCUCGGAGGACCAGAAGGCGCGCAAGCGCGAGUACGAGCGCCAGCGGAGGGCCAUGCGCGCCGAGAUGACGGGCAGGCCGCCCACCAUGGUCCCCAUGCCGACGGGCAUCACGGGCAUCGCCGGCAUCCUGCAGCCGGUGGACACGAGCGCGCCGCCCGUCUCCCUCGUGGUGCCCGUCGCGCCCGUCAACCCCGGGGAGCAGUAGCCGUGGCUGGGUGUCCUGGAGAGGCUGGAGAGGUCGAGGGGGACGCGCUUCGACCCGGUCCAGAGGCGAUUCGUCUGGGCAUGACGGUCAUCGAUGAGAACGACAUUUUUUGGUGAUCUACCUUAUUGGCGGGACCAGCAACCAACACGACUCCGCCCAUCUCUGACAUGCCGACAACUCCGCGCCGCGCUGCCGCACUGCGGCCGGCGCCUCCUGCUCCACGGUGACGGCGAACAAGACUGUCUCUGCGCCGCCUCGCCCACGCCUGGUCCGCCUGGUCAUCGGCGUGCUCUCGGCACCACCCCCUUCCAAUGGCAUAGCAACGAAACCUCCUGCCGCCGUGGCCGUGACGCGGGUCAGCCUGGUGGCAACCCCACAGGGAAGUCCACCCUGCGGCAGCCUGGUGGCAACCCCUGAGGGAAGUCCCACCUGCGGCAGCCUGGUGGCAACCCUAGGUAGCCCUGCGGCUCCCCUCGGCACGUCCACAGCAACUCUCCGGGACUCCCGAUAGUUACACAUUCCUGUCGCACUCCGCGCCAUCAUUUUGUUUAUUUUUUUUCUUCGUUUUUUUUUUUUUUUUUUUGUAAUUGCGUGCGACACGUGGCUAUUGGACUGAAGUUGCUAGCUCGCGCUCUAUGAGCCUUCUGUAAUUCGUAGGGACUGGUGAUCUCAUAUUAUAGUUUAGUACGUUUCUAUUAUUCUUAGUUAAGUAAUUGUCGGAAAGGACAACAAAAUAUUCGUAAGAUGUGCAAUGUAUUGUGUUGAUUUUACACUUCUGUACUUUAAUCUUUCAACCGAAUUAAGCAGGUCCCUAAGCAAAUGUUACCAUAUUGCGCAUAUCUCGCAGGGUAUUUGAAACGAAACUGCAAGACCAAUGUCUCAUCGGAAGAUAAAGGUGUUUUCUCCUUGUUUUAAAAUUCAGGUUGUAGGAACAAUGUUGCACUAGUCAGAUACUUUUGUGAACACUUUCAAACAUUUCUCCGUAAAUCCACUUCCCAAUUUAGUUUGUCAGUCUUUUUCAAGUAACACCAAACUUCUUAUUAUUUUCUUCUUUUUUAAAAAAUGUUGCUUUGCAAGUGUGCAUAGUUUCUGCUAUACCUUUAACUUUUGCUCUCUUCAUUUUCUGAUAUUUUGAGACAUGUUGUGUUGUAUUGGACUUGUGUGAUUGGACUUUGACUGAGAUUGUAAUCAUCUGGUUGGUUAUAGAGAUGGAUGCCCCAGUAGUGCCAUGUUGAAGAUUCUGUGGCACCCCUGGGAAACUAUGUUUCUGAGAUGUAUUUGUGUUGGAAGAAUACAAGUAUUUAUUUUGUUAA